Molecule: messenger RNA, 1245 nt
Organism: Penicillium bovifimosum
Lineage: Eukaryota; Fungi; Ascomycota; Eurotiomycetes; Eurotiales; Aspergillaceae
Product: type I HSP40 co-chaperone YDJ1
Exons: 4
Coding region: 1-1245 (414 amino acids)
Biological process (GO): protein refolding; response to heat
Cellular component (GO): nucleus; cytoplasm; cytosol
Molecular function (GO): Hsp70 protein binding; ATP binding
Source: RefSeq, a predicted model, not a curated record
AUGGUCAAGGAAACAAAGUUUUACGACAUCCUCGGGGUUUCCCCCACCUGUACCGAGGCUCAGCUCAAGACUGCCUACAAGAAGGGCGCCCUCAAGUACCACCCUGACAAGAACGCAGACAACCCAGACGCCGCAGAGAAGUUCAAGGAACUGUCGCACGCCUACGAGUGUCUCUCCGAUCCCGAGAAGCGUCAACUGUAUGACCAGCUCGGUGAGGAGGGCUUGGAACAUGGCGGAGCUGGCGGUGGCAUGAAUGCCGAGGACUUGUUCUCUCAAUUCUUCGGCGGCGGCGGCGGCGGUCCCUUUGGCGGAAUGUUCGGCGGUGGCAUGCGUGAACAAGGUCCCAAGAAGGCCCGGACGAUCCACCACGUGCACAAGGUUAACCUCGAGGAUAUUUACAAGGGCAAGGUCUCCAAGUUGGCACUCCAGAAGUCUGUUAUCUGCGCUGGCUGUGAUGGCCGCGGCGGCAAGGAGGGAGCUGUCAAGGAGUGCAGUGGCUGCAACGGUGCCGGUAUGAAGACUAUGAUGCGCCAGAUGGGUCCUAUGAUCCAACGCUUCCAGACUGUCUGCCCUGACUGUAACGGUGAGGGUGAGAUUGUCCGUGAUAAGGAUCGCUGCAAGAAGUGUAACGGCAAGAAGACCGUUGUCGAGCGCAAGGUUCUCCACGUUCACGUCGACAAAGGUGUUCGUGAUGGCCACAAGAUUGAGUUCCGCGGCGAGGGUGACCAGAUGCCUGGUGUUCAGCCCGGCGAUGUCGUGUUUGAGAUUGAACAGAAGCCCCACCCCCGUUUCCAGCGCAAGGGUGACGACUUGUUCUACCAAGCCGAGAUCGAUUUGCUUACCGCUCUUGCCGGCGGUGUUGUUCACAUUGAGCACCUUGAUGACCGGUGGAUGACCGUCAACAUCAACCCUGGCGAGGUUAUCGUUCCUGAUGCCAUCAAGGUCAUCCACGGCCAGGGUAUGCCCUCUUUCCGCCACCACGACCACGGCAACCUGUACAUCAAGUUCGAUGUCAAGUUCCCCCAGAAGGACCAGCUCCAGAACCUGGACCUCUUGGAGAAGGUUCUGCCUCCCCGCCAGCAACAGACCGUGCCCCCGGCCGACGCCAUGGUCGAGGACUUUGAGCUGGAGGAGCCCGGCAACGAGCACGAGCAGGCCCGCGCCCACGGCGCUGCUGGCGCUAUGGACGAGGAUGAUGAUGACGUCCCCGCAGGUGCCGAGCGGGUGCAGUGCGCCUCGCAGUAA